AUGACCACAACCACAACCACGAGCACCACAACUGAGCCAUCAACCACCACUACCACAGCUACUAGUACAACAACUGAACCAACGACAACCACGACCACAGCUACCAGCAGGACCACUGAGCCAACAACAACCACUACCACUGCAACCAGCACGACCACUAAACCAACGACAACCACAACCACUGCUACUAGUACAUCCACGGAACCGACGACAACCACAACCACAGCUACUAGCACAACCACUGAACCAACGACAACCACUACCACAGCUACCAGCUCGACCACUGAGCCAACAACAACCACUACCACUGCUACCAGCACGACCACUGAACUAACGACAAUCACUACCACAGCUACUAGUACAACCACCGAGCCGACGACAACCACAACCACAACCACGAGCACCACAACUGAGCCAUCAACCACCACUACCACAGCUACUAGUACAACAACUGAACCAACGACAACCACGACCACAGCUACCAGCACGACCACUGAGCCAACAACAACCACUACCACUGCAACCAGCACGACCACUGAACCAACGACAACCACGACCACAGCUACUAGUACAACAACUGAACCAACGACAACCACUACCACAGCUACCAGCACGACCACUGAGCCAACAACAACCACUACCACUGCAACCAGCACGACCACUAAACCAACGACAACCACAACCACUGCUACUAGUACAACAACUGAACCAACGACAACCACUACCACAGCUACCAGCACGACCACUGAACCAACGACAACCACUACUACCGCUACCAGCACGACCACUGAGCCAACAACAACCACUACCACUGCAACCAGCACGACCACUGAACCAACGACAACCACGACCACAGCUACUAGUACAACCACUGAACCAACGACAACCACUACCACAGCUACCAGCUCGACCACUGAGCCAACAACAACCACUACCACUGCAACCAGCACGACCACUAAACCAACGACAACCACAACCACUGCUACUAGUACAACAACUGAACCAACGACAACCACUACCACAGCUACCAGCACGACCACUGAACCAACGACAACCACUACUACCGCUACCAGCACGACCACUGAGCCAACAACAACCACUACCACUGCAACCAGCACGACCACUGAACCAACGACAACCACGACCACAGCUACUAGUACAACCACUGAACCAACGACAACCACUACCACAGCUACCAGCUCGACCACUGAGCCAACAACAACCACUACCACUGCAACCAGCACGACCACUGAACCAACGACAACCACUACCACAACUACCAGCACGACCACUGAACCAACAACAACCACUACCACUGCAACCAGCACGACCACUAAACCAACGACAACCACAACCACUGCUACUAGUACAUCCACGGAACCGACGACAACCACAACCACAGCUACUAGCACAACCACUGAACCAACGACAACCACUACUACCGCUACUAGCACGACCACAGAACUGACAACAACCACUACCACUGCUACCAGCACUACUACUGAGCCAUCAACUACUACUACCACUGCUACCAGCACGACCACUGAACCAACGACAACCACUACCACAGCUACUAGUACAACCACCGAGCCGACGACAACCACUACCACAGCUACCAGCACAACCACUGAACCAACGACAACCACAACCACAGCUACUAGUACAACAACUGAACCAACGACAACCACUACCACAGCUACCAGCACAACCACCGAACCAACGACAACCACUACCACAGCUACCAGCACAACCACCGAACCAACGACAACCACAACCACAGCUACCAGCACGACCACUGAACCAACGACAACCACAACCACUGCUACUAGUACAUCCACUGAACCAACGACAACCACUACCACAGCUACUAGUACAACCACGGAACCAACGACAACCACAACCACAGCUACUAGUACAACCACAGAACUGACAACAACCACUACCACUGCUACCAGCACUACUACUGAGCCAUCAACUACUACUACCACUGCUACCAGCACGACCACAGAACCGACUACAACCACUACCACAGCUACUAGUACAACCACCGAACCAACGACAACCACAACCACAGCUACCAGCACGACCACUAAACCAACGACAACCACAACCACUGCUACUAGUACAUCCACUGAACCAACGACAACCACUACCACAGCUACUAGUACAACCACGGAACCAACGACAACCACAACCACAGCUACUAGUACAACCACAGAACUGACAACAACCACUACCACUGCUACCAGCACUACUACUGAGCCAUCAACUACUACUACCACUGCUACCAGCACGACCACAGAACCGACUACAACCACUACCACAGCUACUAGUACAACCACUGAACCAACGACAACCACUACCACUGCAACAAGCACGAAAUCUGAGCCAUCCACAACUCCAUCUACUGACUGUUGUCCCAAUGGCGGAUUUUGGAGUAAAUGGGAAGCUGAUGGACCAUGUCCGACCUCUUGUGGAUCUUGCUCGCAGCAAGUUCACAGAAGGAAAUGUUUAUCUCUACCAAACUGUCCUUGCAGCGGAGAAGAUAAAGUCAUCAUGAACUGCAACAUCGGAGUAUGCUAUUUCCCAUUAGAUUCCUGCUGUAAACCGUAUAGAGCAACUGUCGCCUUCAAACGUCACGUUUGUGGAAAUCAGCCUAAUGUUAUAUUGGAGGAUAAUAACGACAAAUCUUGUUGCCCUAAAAAUGGUAUCUGGAAUGAAUGGCAAGAAUGGUCGGACUGUACUGGAACAAAUUGUGGAAAGUGUGAUGGCACUCGACGUAGAACUCGAUCGUGUGCUUCUGCAGAUUUUUGCCCCUGUGUUGGAGAUGAUGCUGAAUCUGAACCAUGUCGGACAUUGGGUUCCUGGACAGAGUGGACUACAACUGACACCUGCAACCAAACAUAUUGUGGAGGAUGUAAGGUGUUGAAAUACACUAGAUCCUGCACAAAAACAAACGGAUGUUUCUGCAUCGGAAAAGACACGAAGUACAAAUUUUGCAAUACUAUCCCAUGCACUACUGGUCCCAGAUGCUGCAACAAUUUGACCGAAAUCACUGUUAAUGGUCUUACAUUAUGUGGACCUCUAGAAACUGAAACUGAUAGCGAAGACGUCGACCGUGUACCAUGUGAUACAACAACUCCUGCUUGUUGUGUCCUUGGAGGAGUAUGGUCAGAAUGGUCAUCUGGCGAAUCAUGCAAUGACACUUGCGGAAACUGCGGAAUUUCAAAAGUUUCAAGAAUAUGCUUAUCAGAGGAUUAUGGAUGUCCUUGCCGUGGAAGAGCAACAAAAGAAGCAGAGUGUGCUCCAAAGCUUUGUGUAUUCCCACGAGAUACUUGUUGUGGUGGAAGAACUAAAGUUAUUGGUCCCUACAAAUCAUUUGAAUGUUCAAAAGGAGACGACAGUGACAUUCCCCCAUCGGAUCUUUGUGCGACGGAUUGUUGUCCUUCCAGUGGAGGAUAUUGGUCAGAAUGGAGUUCGGGAAGUGCGUGCCCGACAUCUUGUGGUUCAUGUUCGACUGUCACCCAAAGACGUAUUUGUCUUUCUCCUGAUUCUUGUCCAUGCAGAGGAGAGGAUAAGAGAGAAGUAGAAGUGUAUUGUGGGAUCGGAGUAUGUUAUUUCCCUCAUGAUUCUUGUUGUGCACCAUUUAGAGCAACAGUUAGAGGCAAUAGGCACAUAUGUGGACCACAGCCUAAUUAUAACACGACUUAUAAACCGUACGAUCCAAAUUGCACAAAUGCAUGCUGCCCCGAAACAGGAAUAUGGUCGGAAUGGACGGUUUCACCAGCUCAAUGUCGGGACUAUUGCGGAUCAUGUGGUAACCAGACGAAAACGAGAACGUGCUUGUCAGAAGCAGAUGGAUGUCCUUGCCAGGGUCCCACCACAAUCACCGAGCAAUGCGGAACAGGUGUCUGCUAUUUCCCACGACUCAGUUGCUGCCCUGGAUUUUCGGCAACAGUUGAAGGAAAGCGACACGUUUGCGGGCCAUUGAAAAAACCGGAAGAAGACCCGGACAAAUUGAACACUUGCGGUGUAGAUUGUUGUCCGUCAAAAGGAAUUUGGGGAGAAUGGGUCGCAUAUGUGCGAUGUAAUGAUACCUGCGGAGCAUGCGGAAUUGAAAAACGAAGAAGAAAAUGUUUAUCUUUGCAAUACGGUUGUCCAUGCACGGGAGAAAGCGAAAAUGUCGCAACUUGCGGAUUUAAAUUGUGUACUUUCCCAAGAAAUACAUGUUGCACUGGAUUUAAAAGAAUGAUAAGUUCCACUGAAAAAGAAUUCGUUUGCGGACCAGUACCGACUGAAAUACCAUUCACUCCCGAACAGACCAAUUGCUGCAACCCUGAGGGAUUGUGGAAUGAAUGGAAACGUUGGGAUGAAUGUUCUGCUACUUGUGGAUUAUGUGGUGUUCAGACUAGAAUUAGGACGUGUGCAUCUGUUCCAUAUGGCUGUCCUUGCCAAGGUGACAGCAAGGAAACUAGAAAAUGUGGAGCCCGAGCUUGUCGUACUGGAGAAAAAUGUUGUGAAGGUACUUAUCUGGCAACAGGAUACGAUGGCGAGCAAUAUUGUCAACCAAAUCCAAUUGAAAUAUGUAGAGGAACUUGGACUAAUUGGAUGACCUUGGCUGGUGCGUGGUGCAAUGAUACUUGUGGAAAUUGCGGAAAAAUCGAAAAAAUUCGAUAUUGUUUUCCCUCGGGAUGCAAAUGUGAAGGCAAUUACGUGGAUUACGAAGCAUGUGCGCCUAAUCUUUGCGUUUUCCCAAGAUCCACAUGUUGUGCUCCGUUCACUAGGAAAAUAAUCGGAAAAUCGUUUGCCUGUGCAUGA
Caenorhabditis bovis is the source of this 4818-nucleotide messenger RNA. NCBI's taxonomy places the organism in Eukaryota, Metazoa, Nematoda, Chromadorea, Rhabditida, Rhabditidae. The record is from the annotation of a GenBank genome assembly.